Molecule: messenger RNA, 1155 nt
Organism: Maudiozyma barnettii
Lineage: Eukaryota; Fungi; Ascomycota; Saccharomycetes; Saccharomycetales; Saccharomycetaceae
Gene: CTI6
Product: Cti6p
Exons: 1
Coding region: 1-1155 (384 amino acids)
Biological process (GO): negative regulation of silent mating-type cassette heterochromatin formation; negative regulation of rDNA heterochromatin formation
Cellular component (GO): Rpd3L complex; Rpd3L-Expanded complex
Source: RefSeq, a predicted model, not a curated record
AUGUCUGAUCAAGAAGAAGAAGAAAUCACCCGUUGUGUCUGUGGUGAACAAGAGCCUGCUGACGAAUCAGGGCUAUAUAUCCAAUGUGAGCAAUGUUCAGUAUGGCAGCAUGGGUUUUGUGUCGGUAUUGUAGAAGAAGUUCCUGAUAAAUACUGGUGUGAACAAUGUAAACCAGAGUUGCAUGAUUUAUAUACAGAUGAAGAAGGUCGUAAACGGUCGCAUUAUCUGCCAGUUCAAGAAACAUUAGAACCACAGGAAUCAGAGCAUGAGAUAAUUGAGCCAGAAGAAGUUGCAAUACCUGAAGAGACGCAGCCAGAAAAGAGAAAUGAGGAUGUUAAAGAGGAAGAACAAGAAUCAAACGAACAGGAACAAACGGCUGAAUCCAUCGCUUACGAAAAUGAAGAAGAUAUCGAUGAUGAAGAUACUGAUCUCCAUGCUUUGAGUAAAAGAGCUAGUCGUUCUUCUAGAGAAGAACAACAAUAUCAACGAAUGUUGGAGCAAGCUAUUAAAGAGAGCCAGAUGGAUACACCAGGUGAUGAAGAAUUAGCAAAUGGAGAUACCCCAAAACUGGAACUUAAAACUGAUGAGCACGGUGCCUCGGAAAGCAAAGAACAAAUUUCAAUCAAGUCUCUUGAAGAUAAUACUGCUACUACUGAACCUGAAUCGCAAACCGAUGUCCCAGAGGAUGAAGUUAAUCAAUCAUCAAAGGUUAUAACAGAGGACGAAAAUACUGCACCAACAAAGGAAAGACAAAAAAUAAUAAGAAAACCAAAUAGAAUCACAAAGAAACCAAGAAGAACUAACAGUAGGAGAAACCUUACUGAUAAACGUAAUAAUUCCAAUUCUAAAUCUAAGGAUAAGUUGGUGGAUGUGACUGCCAAUAACUCAGUAAAACCAAGAUUACCUUCGCAGAGAACCACUAUGAACGAAAUGAGAAGGAGAACAUCAGCUAUCUUGGAAUUCAUAUCAAGAACACAAUGGGAUUUGGAGAAUGUACAACUGGAGAGAGAUGACCUAAUACGAUUUGUAGAAAAUGAUCAGUUUAUUGAAAAGAUUGAUAACAUAUUUUCACAAAAUAAAGAAGCAUUGACGGUGAUGAAUGACUUAACUCAAAAAUUAUUAAAUUGGGAAAAGCAUUACUCUAAAGAAAGAUAA